AAUAGGUACCUAAUAUAGUAAUAUAUAAUAUAAUACUCAAUACUCAUGGUGACAUAGCAGUCCACUUGUUAAAAUUAAGUUGACGACUACUCAUUAAUAAGUAAUUUUUUGUGUUAACGAUGUUUAUCAUUAGCAGAGAAAUCAUAAUACAAGUUGUUACUUGUUGGUUAAGUACCUACUAAGUUGUUAUAACAUUUUUUCACGAUCCAAGAUGUUCGAAUUCAUUUGGUAAGUAAUAACUAGGCUUAGACACAAUUUAACUAAUAACUAAAUAACAUAAGUUAUAAUUAAGGUAUAAUUCUAGCUUAGCUGCCACUCGAUUUUUAUGGUUUUUUUUUUCAAAAUGUUGUUUUUGCGUGUACAUUAAAAAUAUAAAAAAAAAAAGUCUGACAUACUUUUUUUGAAAGUUUUGGGGGAAAACUUCAUGAAGUUUGGGUUUUGCGGUUUCGUGAAUUUCUUAGAUAGAAUUUAACAUUUUCAAAAAUUUUUUUUUCCAAAAUAUGUAGGUAUUUUUUAAUGCUUAAUCCAUCAAUGUAAUCAAAACUUACCUAUCAUAUUUAUUUUUAUAGUUUUUGUACAUAAACCUUAAAAAUAGUAUUUUUGGAAUUAAUCCAAAAUGUGGUCAAAAAUAGACAUUUUUUAUUAUUAUUAUUAUUUGUAGUUAUUGAUAUUUUGAUAACAAAGUUUUUAUUAAAGUCAAAAUAAGUCUAUCUGGCCUAGUUUAAAGUUACUACAAAUAUUGAAACGCGCGUUAGGUAAGGUCAGGUUAGGUUAAGCAUCUAUGUGCUUACUCUGACAAUUUUAAUCGAAAAUAACCCUAGAGAGUGAACGCAUUGAGUCUCUAGUUCCACUUAAAAUGCUUUUUCAAUUUAUGCUGUUCCCUACCUGACGUGGUUUUGCAUAACAAAUCAAGGGUUAUUUUCAAUUAAAAUAGUUCGAGUAAGCGCAGCGAAACACGGCACAUUUGAAUAUUUGUAACUCUAAAACGAAGCAAGAUACUUAUUCUGACUUCAAUAAAAAAAAACUUUGUUAUCAUAAUAUCAAAAUACCAAAAAUGCUAUUUUUGAAGGUUUAUGUAUAAAAACUAUGAAAAUAAGUAUGAUAGGUAAAUUUUGAUUAAACCGAUGGAUUGAGCAUUAAAAAAAAACUACAUAUUUUGGGAAAAAAAAUUUUGAAAAUAUUAAAUUCUAUCUAAGAAAUUCACAAAACGCAAAACCCAAACUUCAUGAAAUUUUCUCCCAAAACUUUCAAACAAAGUACGUCCGACUUUUUAAUGUGUAUUCAAAACCAUACACUUUGAAAAAAAAAAAAUUGUGUGAGAGCUAAAGCAGAAUUGUUCCAACAUAAAUAUUUAUUUUGACAAAUUGAAUGUUAUUAAUGUAUUAAAAAUAUUUUCUGUUUAAUUUAGAUGACCUUUGAAAAGUUUAGUGAGCAGCUUUGAGUAAAAAUAUAUGCAAGUACAAUAAAUCCUUUAGAUAAAUCAAACAUGGUCAAAAAUAAAACCAUUAUCAAAUUGUUUGAGAAAGCGGGCAAUGUUGGUUCACAACCGAACUUAGUAAGAAUAAUUAAAGCCAAAUAUGAUGCAAUGAAUUUUGAUGAAUUUAAAAUUUUAUUUAUGGAAGCAUUGUGUUCUGUUUUUAUUUCGGAUACGCCUAUGUAUUGUUCAGUUGUCAACAAUAUGAUCAAGUUUGCUGCCCAUAGUUUAUCAGUGCUAAGCAAAGACAACAUUAAGGAUGAGCAUGGUGGUAUGAUUUUGUUAACAGAUUUUUUUUCGAAUAUGUGUUCGUAAAUCAAAAUGCAACAAUAAAAUAAUUAGGUGGCGAUUUUGUCUGUUUUUUGAUUAUCUGUUUAAUUUUAUGUCCACUGACACUGCAUUGUCAGUUGAACUGUGCGAAUUCACAACGUCAAUCAUACUGUGUCGAUUAACAGAUAAAGCAGCAGAAGUUCGAGUACAAGCUGUACAUGCUUUACACUGGUUGCAAUUACCUGACUAUAAAAAGUGUAAAAUAGUUAAGCAAUUCUUAUUUCAUAUGACUUGUGAUCCAUGCGUUGAAGUUAGAGCAUCCAUUGCCAAACAAAUUGUCAUGUUUAAUGUUGUUGUCGACAAAAUGUUAGAAUACACUUUGUCUGAUAGGAAUAAAAGUGUUAAGAAAGAAGCUUACAAUCGGUUAAUAGAGUACCCAUUUGAUCGUUUAUCAUCCCAACAAAGACAAAUUAUAGUGGAAUAUGGAUUAAAAGACCCUGAUAGUAUUAAGUAUUAAGUAUUAAGUAUUUAAUCAAAAAGCAACUAUUGGAAAAAUGGUUGAAGAACUGCAACAAUGAUUUUGAAAUACUUUUAAAGCACAUGGAUUUAGAAAAUGUAUCAGUAUGUGAACAAAUUAUAAAUAUAUUGUUUGAGUCCAUUUAUGAUAGUCAAGUUUUGGAAUUGACAAAUAAGUAUUUGAAUUCCAAGUCUCGACUAAUUAAUUUUAAUAAAUUGACAAUGGAAAAGAUUUUUCUAUGGAAAUGUACUAGUAAAUAUUUAACUAUUGAAAAAAAAAUAGCAUUGGCUAAUGCAGAGGGUCAUGAAUAUAUUGAAGUUUUAUUACCAGAUAUGGUCAUAUUUUCUAAUUAUAUACGAGAAUAUUAUUUUAUUUACAAUACCAGGGGUGACAAAGAAUUUAUACUGAUGCAAUUAUUGGAUUUAGCUAGUAUAUUUGCUAUGGACGAUGUUGGUGCAACAAGUUUAAAUAUACUUUGUCAUGAUUUAAUAUUAGACAGCAAGACAUCUGUCACACAACCAUACAACCUGUCAUACAACCUCUAA
Cinara cedri is the source of this 2806-nucleotide messenger RNA. The record is from the annotation of a GenBank genome assembly. NCBI's taxonomy places the organism in Eukaryota, Metazoa, Arthropoda, Insecta, Hemiptera, Aphididae.